Molecule: messenger RNA, 459 nt
Organism: Trichoderma aggressivum f. europaeum
Lineage: Eukaryota; Fungi; Ascomycota; Sordariomycetes; Hypocreales; Hypocreaceae
Exons: 3
Coding region: 1-459 (152 amino acids)
Source: RefSeq, a predicted model, not a curated record
AUGUCUCGACCAGAGGAAGAAUUUAUCCGUCUCACAAAAGUUGAUGGAUUUGUUUCCGAGACAGAAGCGGAAACGGUCUUUAACCAACUGAAACCCGUCGCGCCCUCCUUCCUUAUCGGAAAGUGGAAAGGUGGCGACCUCGAUACAGGGCAUGUUGGGCACCAAAAGCUCAGUGAACUGCGUUGGGCUGGCAAAGACUUCCGGUCCGAGAAUGAUGGUGACCCAAUCAUGGUUUUCGACGAGCAAGGGAACCGAAUUUGGAAUAAGGACUGGGGCCACUGCUCGCUUCGUGAAAUGGUUUUUCGUGGUGUGACUUCGACUGCUAUGAUCUAUGAUGAGAAGCCCAUUUUUGACCAUUUCCGUUAUGUUGAUGAUAACAUUGUUGCAGGGGCUAUGGAUUGCCCCAAGGUGUUUGGAUCUGAGUCUACCUACUACUUCUAUCUGACUCGUCUUGAAUAA